Molecule: messenger RNA, 6708 nt
Organism: Pseudozyma hubeiensis SY62
Lineage: Eukaryota; Fungi; Basidiomycota; Ustilaginomycetes; Ustilaginales; Ustilaginaceae
Exons: 2
Coding region: 1-6708 (2235 amino acids)
Source: RefSeq, a predicted model, not a curated record
AUGUCGACCUCAAUGCAGACGCAAACGCAGCCCAGCGGCUUGCCGCGUCCAGUCAUCGAGACUUACGAUCUUGCAAGCUCCUCUUCCUCCCGAUUCAGAAGCUCGUAUCGCAACGAGGACGAUCUAUUCGACACGCUCUUUCCGCAGCCACCUCCUCGAUCUCGCAUUCAGGCAGCACGUCUGGCACGCCCCUCGCUGCCCUUGCUGAGACCAUCCGCGCAACCCGAUUCCGCAGAUUCGUCGCGCUCCACCACACAGCCGCUGUCGGCCUCAAACUCGAUCGGGUCCGUCAACUCGCUGUCCUCCUACCCGUCGUCCACCUCAUCCCUCUCACUGCUCAACAGCCUGCAGCCGUACAAGCAGACCUCCAUCGACAGCUCAAUAGACUACUACAGCCCUGCCGUCAGCGACGUCAACAGCGCAGAGACGGAUCCCAGCAUUUCAAGUGGGCGGACCCACUCGCAGUCCUCCGACUUGGACGUUCACGAUCAAGCUGGCCCCUUUACUCCCAUCACGCCCGGCGAUCCCCCGCAGGCGUGGAGGCCCAAGGAGCUCAAUCUCGUUCGCAGGCGUCAAGUCACAGCUCCAGCCGAGACCACGCUGCCGCCUCAUGCCGCAUCCGCCAUUAGCGGUGAUCGAAAUGCGCUCCUCAUCGGACUCGGACUCGGCGGUCUUGAUGAUGUUACCUCUGCACCACCGUCAGCAACCUUUUCCACCGCUUCUAAGUUGCCAGCCGACAAGCUCACACAGCCCUCACAUCCCAGAGGCUUCUUGCUCCCUAGAUCGCCUCAGCUCGGCUCCACUGCCGCCUUCAGCCACGACUCUGCUGCUCCGCAGGGUCCAAAGCAACUUCUUCUCGUCUCUUCUGGCGGUCCACCAGCCGUACGGCGCUUUCCCGGUCGCAGACCCAGCGAGCAUCUGCACGAAGCUUUCGUGUCCACUGUGCCUGCUCCACCGUCUGAAUCCUCGUCCUCCCGCUGCAACACGCCUCAGAUGCGUUCCGCCAUCCCCGUCUUGCCAAGUGGGCCGGCCUUUGUUGCGGGUCGACCUAUCUCCCCCGACCCCUCGACGCUGGCGUACACCGACAGACAUGCUGGGCUAUCAGCGCAAGAGUUCCUGGCGCAGAUUGCAUCGACACCGCAGUACCAGGCAAGCGAACUUUUCGAGGCAGCAGCCUUCAGUCCUGCUUCCGCUUCGCUCGCCUCUCCACCUCAACCAGAGCAAGAACUCGCACUGGAACACCACGACAAUCGAAAUGCUGCCGAUGGCAUGUCAGACAGCACGCCCACCUUGACAGCCACUCCAGGAUCCUCGGUGCUCACUGCCAAAGCGCCUGGCUUUUCGGGGACGCAGCGGUCCAGGGCAACUUCUCUGAGCAGGCGCAAGGCUCCACCGUCUCCGCUCGUUCUCACCUCUUCGCCAGCUACCAGUAACUCGGACACGCUACCCGGUUCGGCAGAUGGCCGGCGUCGGCGCUCGCUCACAGCAACCAUCGCUCCCAGAUCUCCCCUCUCUGCGCCGCAUUCCGCCCAUCUCGCCGGAUCUUCGUCUCCGUCCGCCUCGAACGACCAGGAGAGAGACAGUGCGUCAUGCUAUGCUGAGCCCCUUCGCACGGCCUAUUACGAUUUCGAUACGGAGGAAGACUCGGACCAGGACCGGUCAUUGUCUCGACCUGCCAUCAGAUCUUGCGACGAGUCGGCCGCGAGCGUGCCACCGUCGGCCGGCACAACCAGCUCCCGUCGCAGAGCAUCUGGCUCAGCUGCAUCGCCACCACUCGCGCCAGGCGCAAUGCCUGACCGCAACAUACCCGACUCGCCUUACUCUACCCUCAGCAGCCGAGUCACCUCGCUCAGAAGCGAUGCACUACAGCGUCAAAGCUCUGCAUCCGGUUCGGCAGCCGCAUUCGAGUUUGACGAUCUCGAGACCGAAUCGGCCGGCGAUGGUCUCUGUCUCCAGACAAUGAUGGGUUUUCUUCAACGGCAAGACUCACAGGGACCUGCCGAUUUCUCGCGCACAGAAGACGACGCUGCGGAGCUAUCGCAAGAAGGACUUGGCACGGCGACCCCAGCCGACUCGGUCGCCAAGCAAGCCGCAAUCUCGCGCUCCACGCAAGCGCCCUCGCCGCGCGCGGCAAUGUCGCUGAUCCAGGAACAGGCCAUCCUCGCGGAGACGCCUCCACCAGCCAGUGCGAUCCAAGAUAUUCCGACUUUCAACCUGGCCAUCUUCGGUCCGAGUCAGUCCAACGAAACAAAGCAAAUGCCUGCAUUUCCAGCGUCCGGCAUCGUCGCACCGCAGAUCGCCAAAGAAGUUCCGGUCGUCCGCCCUCGCAAGCAGAGCAUCGUACCGGCUCCGCCUUCCUUUGCCAUCCACGAUGCGUCGCGACGCGAGACGCAAUCGCAAGAGCCGGUACAGCUCCUCCCCGCCAUCUCCAACAGCAUCGACGUCCGUCCCGUUGCUAUGGCUCGCGCCAACAGCAACGAGCUAGGCAACAGCCGCUGGAGCUCAGGCUCCGAAUCUGACGGCCAGUCAGCCUUGUCGACUCGGGCAGGUCGCAAAUCGCUUUCUAAGGGAAGAAAAAGCUUCUCUGCCAGCCGCAAAAACAGCGUGGCAAAUGCCAACGAGCUCGUCAAUGGCCCAAGCAACACCAGGGAAGUCGCAGGUGAGGUCGGAAAGAUGCCUCUGAGGCGGUCAAGCAAGGCUCGUCUCUCGGCUCAGGAAGAAACCACAGCACAGACACUGUCAGCACCAUCGAAGCCUUCCUCCUCCACCGUAUCAAAGCGUCUGCGAUUGAACGGCCUUGCUUCUCUGCGAAAGAAGAGCUUUUCGAAUCUGAGCGGCCAAUCGGCAUCGCCUUCCACGCCCUCAAGCUCGCGAACGCCUCACUCUGCCGCCCCGUCUCCGUUUGGGCAAGCGGAGUUUCCUUUUCCGCCAUCGGCUCCAACUCAGAUCAUCAGCGCGCCAAUGCCUCCCGUCGUGUCCAGUCGAGCAACGAACGACGCUGGACGCAACAACCUCUCCAUCAAGACGGCCUUCGCGUCCGCGUUCCCGACUUCAGCUCAGGCUUCACACCAAUCGCCUUGGACACCAGUCCCAGCGCCUGGCUCUUCGUUGUCCAGCCACUCAUCUGGACCUCUAACAACGCAGCAGAUCCUAGCUCAAGCUCGCAGCAACGUCUGGCCGGAAAAUUACAUCGGCACCGGAGUCAGCUCAGCCGGCAUGUCAUCACCUUACCUCGCUGCGUCGAAUGAUACCUUCAACUGCAACUUUGCGCCUUCGAGACUCGCUCCUAUCCCGCCUGAUUCAGCUCCUGCCUCACGUGCGGGCUGGUCAUCGGCCCCCGUCACACCACCGAUGCCUCAAAGCUCGAGGUGGCCGGUAUAUGCUUCGCCGGAGAAGUCGCUGCCGUCCACGCCUUCGGCUGAGGAUGCGCCAAUGGCGCGGACUCGUUCGCACACGACCGAGAUCGCUCAGCCCAAGAAUCUGCGUCACAUUAGAAAGUCGUCGUCCAAUACGACUCUGGGCAGGAUGCGCCGGGAAACUCCGUCCGAUGUCUUCAAGCCGAGCGAAGCAAAGGCGACGGCUGUCCACGAUGCAGACCGUACGGCGUCUUCCUCGCAUCCAGACUUGUCUGUUGUGCACGAGGAGAAGCUGCCGACCGUGUGCGAACCCGAAACGCAGGGCAUAGCGGCUGUCCAUGAGGGCGAAGCUUCGAUGAACGUCGACAAGCUCGCAGCCUUAAAUCCUGUCCUAGUGGACCGGAGGCAGGCCAAGCUUAAGAAGGCUCUCCGCAUCCGUAAGCAGAACGAUCGCUUUCCGCGACGCACUUCGUGGACCGAGUACGGCCUGCAAUGGGUCGCAGAGCAAGGCGCCAUGGCGUUCGAUACAUUGGCCUCCGAGGGUUUGCCCUCUACAGCCAUCCUGGCCGCAUCUGGCGGUCCUUCCAGCCAAUCACGCCGUAUUAUGAAUACUGAAAGCAGGGGCGGAGGGGGAGGAGGAGGCGAUGAUUCGGACGCAAGCGAUACGGAUGACUACGGGUCUAGCGACGGUGGCGGCGGCGGUGACAGUGGAGGCUUCGGAGGCUCGGGAGGCGCCGGUGGCGGCAAACAUCCAGGUGCGGGACGUGACGAUGUGAACGAUUCGGAUCACGACGACGAAGACGAGAAUGAGCACGAGGAAGAGCCCGAAGAAGACCAAUUCGCAAACGCCAUGACCGACGACGAUUCGGAAGACGACUACGGUCGCGUGGAGCCUCCAGCAGCCUCUCGUUCCAAUCGAAGCGGUCUUCAACCUGCGGUUCCCGCCCGAAACGCCUCGAUGCCGCCUUCAGCCGCGCAAACUGACAACGCCACAGAUUCUGACUCUUCGGAUGACCGACCUUUGGGCCAGCUCGUGGGCGAUCCCAAAGCCCUUCAGAAGGCGUUGCGAGCACAAGAGCGCAGGCGUCAUUUUGACAUGGCGGCCCAAGCCCUCGAAGGGAAAGGCGGCUCGAGCGCAACUGCAUCCGCAAGUGGUCAUGCUCGUCAGAUUCCACGACCUCAAGGCCGUAGUCAAGCCAAUGAUGCGGCAAUCAGCCCAAACGAGCUAGCUCAGAAGCUCAACAAGGUCCAAGUGCGUCGCGAGCGCGCGCUUGCGCAGGAUCCCUCGUUGGUGCAGCGGUCGCAAACGGUUGCGCGCCCGGAUGUCGGACGCUCUGCAGCCGCCGUGUCUAGAUCCAAGUCGGUACGAACAGCUCCCGCCGAGCGACACGUGCAUCCAGGCAUGCGUGCGAGGACACCAUCGGAAGCUGCGCUGCGUGUCAAGGCUGCAGCCCAGGCCAUGCCGCAGGGACCAUCACCCAUCAGCCCCAUGGGUGCAGGCGGCGCCAAGAUGCCAGAGCUCCCGCCUCAUGCCAUCGCAACCGUCGUCGCAGCCCAAAAGGCAAUGGCACACGCACAAGCCAAUCCAACACCUGCCGCCCUGGCUCAGGCACAAGCAUUGGCGACAAGUGCCACCGCUGCUCUGAACGCGGCUACGGCCCAAGUCAAGAGGGGAGGAGCAUCGCCCAUUUCUCCCAACUUCAGUCAGGGCGAGUCAGUCGGACAUGCCGCCACCUCUCCUCAUCUGCCAGACAAUGCCGAGAUGCCUGGCGCCAGGUACCGCGCGGAUUCUCGAGGCCACGCUGUGCCGGUCGCGUCUUCAGGCGGCACGAUUGCUGGUGCGCCUGCCGUGGCGUCCGCUCACCAGCCAGGUAUGCUUCAACGCCUCCAGUCGCGAUCCGUUUCGCGCAACCAGGCACCGCUGACCAUCAACACGGCUGCAGCGCCGCCGAUGCCCGACUUGGCAAGACCCAGUACUGCAUCGAAGGACUCGCCAGCAUCGAACUCACCACACAGCGUUCACACUGCCACGUUUGCGGCGCUAUCGCAAGCCGCGAUGCAUCACGGACGCCCGUCGACCGAGUCUUCGAGCGCGCACGGCGAUGGUCAGAUGGCGCGUGGUCCUGCGGCGACGUCAGCCUCUGCGCUUUCCGCCAACGAGAGCAACGCCGGUCUUGGCAUUACGCCGGCUGAGGCCAGACAACCGCACAAGGUGUUCAUCCUUUCGAGACAGCGCUUCACUGUGGUCGAGGUGCCGGUGUCCGCGCGGGCCAGAGAUCUCGCUCUCGAGGUGAUUGAACGCGAGCGACUGCCUAUGGACGAUAGCAAGGGUGGCUGGGUGGUCUUUGACUGCUCAGCUCAGUUGGGCAUCGAGCGUCCUCUGCGCGAGUACGAGAUGGUCACAGAGGUGAUGAAUGUGCGCGCGCAUCCAAAAACCGACUACUUUCUCAUCAAGCGCACCGAGCUGUCCUCGUACCUGUCGAUCCGCUCCGUACCGUCGAGUUCGCCGGCACUCGCCGGCUGGGUCUACGUGCAGGAUCGCAAGAAGAAGUGGAACAAACGCUGGCUCGAACUGCGCGACCAUGCGCUCUACCAUGCCAAGAACGAGAAGGGCAAGGACGAGGUGUCGAUCUGUCAGAUCUCGACAUUCGACGUAUACCUGGUCGACAGCUCGGCAAUCAAGAUGCCCAAGGCCAAUGGAUUCGCGCUGCGAUCUCAGGAUCCCAUCACCAUGUUUGAGAAGCCAGAGCAGGACUACAUGCACUACUUUUGCCUGACGGAUCCGGCGGCGCAUCGCGAUUGGGUGCGUGCCAUCCUCAACGUACGCACAUACAUCUUGAAACAGGAGAAGGCGGUGCUCUUCCAGAUCGAGUCUCCAUUAAGCAGCCAAGAUGCUGCCGUGGCGAGCGGAGGACUUUCGAGGAAGAACACUUCACGCCGCGCUAACGGUCGGGCGGGAGCCGUCGCCGCCGACACGAGCGUCAGCAGCUCUGCUGCGCCAGCACAACCAGCGCCGCUGAUUGACAGCAGCGCCUUUGCGGGACCUUUCGCCAAGGGAAGCCUGCUGGCCGACAAGGCUAUCAGCGACGCUAAAGAGGCGCUUCGAGGGCACGCCGGUGUUUCGCCCCCCACAGGAGCUUUGCACGAGAUGAGCCUGGUGGAUCGCAAUGCGCUGCGUGCGAACGAAAAACGUCGCCGCGACGAGGCGAUCGAGCGUCAGCGUAGGAUGAGGGCCGAUGGACAGCCUCUGAUCGAUCUUGCGCGAAGGUCAACGACAUCGCUGGUGACGGCGAAGAGCCAUGAAGUGAGCGACUGCACGUCGAUAAAUGCGAUGCCGGCCGGCAAAUUCUAA